Messenger RNA from Cinara cedri, 6559 nucleotides. NCBI's taxonomy places the organism in Eukaryota, Metazoa, Arthropoda, Insecta, Hemiptera, Aphididae. The record is from the annotation of a GenBank genome assembly.
GUAACAGGUGUCAUAUUAUGAUAACGAUCGACGCAUUACAUUUAUCAUUUUGUUUAUACUUGUGAUAAAAUUUGUUGGAUAAGAAUACACUACUCUAGACCGAUAAAUUUAAUUUAAUUUGAAAACUAAUGAGCUAAUGAAUAAUGAAUAUGUUCGCAAUUUAUUUUGUUAUUAAUGAAGUAAAACAAAAACGUUUUUUUUGCAAAUAUUAGUCAACCAAACAGUUUUAUUAAUGUUUAUAUAUUUAUAUUAAUUAUCUACUUAAGUACUUAAUAUUCUGGUAUAACAAAUUUUUUUCAUGUCCUUGUUUUUGAUUAAUAUUUUGUGCCUUGUAAACAUUAAAACCAAUUAAAGCUAAUAAAUAUAACUAAUAUGAUACGAUGCUCAAUUUUUGGAAAAAAAUUCAAUCUCAAAAGAUUCAAACAUUAUCGACCCACACCAAUAACAUUGGAUUGAAUUUUACUAGUAAUGGGUUAAUGCCUCUCAAAGAUUUUCAAUUUAUUGAGAGUGGUACGUAUAUUUUAUAUUCUGUUUAUAGAAACAUUCAUGUAAUUACUUUUAUUUUUCAACAGAUCUUUAUGUUCUUGAAAAAUGUAGAUUAUCACUAGAUUUCGGUGAAGCAUUGACAUUGGAUAAUAAUACACUUUUAUCAUUGUUCAAACAAUAUUUAGACCACAGAAAUUCUUUAUCACUAUAUCAUUUAUACAUAGCAUUAGUGGGCCGCACAGAGAUUGAAAAUGAGCUACUACGUCAAAAUUUAUUAAAAAAUAUCUCAAUUCAUCGAAUCCAUUUUUCUGAUAGAUUAAUAACUAGAAUCAAUACCAAUGGUAAAUUUAUGGAUAUUGAUGAUUUAAAAGAAGUCAGAGAUAAAGUGUAUAUCAUAUUACAAGAGUAUGUAUUAUCUGUACCAUGAUAUUAAAUAUUUUAAUAUUUUUAGAUGUUUACCACAUAAACUAUAGUAUAGUUACCUUUUACAAUGUUAUUUUAACUUUUAAGGUAUUGGAAUAAUUUUGUUCAAACUGAUAUGUUUUGUAAAUAUCAAGUAGAUGUCUUGACUGGUGGACAAGUUACACUUGGUGAUAUAUUGCUUUGUGGUGGACUUCUUUCAUAUUUUAUGGAGGUAUUUUAAUUAAAAAUAUAAUGCAAUCAUUUUAAUAUCUACUAUUAUUUGUAUAAUUCUAAGUGAUUUAAAUAUUUUAUUUUUAAAUCUUAAAAAGUUAAAGACAUUUCAUCUUUUGAUAUAAUUUCAGAAUUUGGAUUAUUCUUCAUUUUCUAAAGUAGGUUGUAUAUAAUUUGUAUUUCCUAAUAAAAUAAAUAAUAGUUAUAUUAUUAGUCUAAUUUUUCGAAUAUAUAAUUUGUAAAAUGAUUAAACUAUUUUUUAAAAAGGACUUAAUCCUAUAUAAUGUUUUACACAGUGUUCCUCUUGGAAAACAAAUAGGGUUCCCAAUUGUGACGAUAUAUAUAGUAUUCUAACUGGUAUGUGUUAGCUGAGAUGCUAGCUAAUUUUAGACAGCCCACAUACUAAAAAUUCUCUAAAAGAUACCAUUUACUAUUUAGUAUUAUAUUAAAUACCAGUUGAGACUUAACAAUGGCUCAAGAGCGCCUUACACUUCUGGUUGUUAUGAUACUUGAUGUAUAACAUUUGUGUUCUUUAGCUCAAUAUAGUCAUUUUAACAUCUCUUAAAAAUAUUAUCAUAAACCAACUUAAUAAGCCUAUUUUGUUUUAUUUCAAAUUAAUAAAAGUGAACAUUUUUUAAUCUACAUUAAUGAUUUUAAUUUUCAGUUCCUUGACAGCGAGGGCUGUAGAUCUGUUGUUGAGUUCUGGCUAGCAGCUACAAAUUUUGAACGCUGUGUAGAACAACUAAAAAAUAAUUCAGAGAACUAUGAUCAAGCUCAAAGCGAUGCUAUUUGUAUUUAUGAAAAGUAACUGAAUCUUUUUAUUAUUAAAUAUUAAAUAAUUUAUGUACAAUAAUGAUCAAAAAUAUUUUAUAGGUAUUUAUCCUUGCAAGCAACAUGCUCACUUGGUUUCACAGACCAAGUAAGAAUUUCAGUUGAAGAGUCUAUUUGUCCUGCUGACAUACAUGGCCAAACUGUUUCCACAAUAGGCCAGUGUUUUAGAUCUGCUGUUUUAGUAGUAUUGGCAUUUUUACGUCACAGAUGUUUAAUGCCAUUCCUAUCAUCUCAACAUUAUGUACGUUAUUUAUCUGAAUUAAUUAAAGCAGGAAAUUCUUACCAAUCUAUGUCUCAAGAUAACGAAUCAUCUAGUUCAUCAGUUUCUGAGUAUAGUACUAAUUCAAAACGAUCAAUGUCUUCUCUAUUACCAUAUUCAGCCAGUACAGAUUCAUUAUGGAGAAAAAGACAGCAAAGGUACACCUAUAAAGUUUACUAAAAUUUAUAAUUAUGAUUUAUAAAAUUAAUUAUAAUUGCUUAUUCAAGAAUUAGAUUAUAUUUAUAUAUAUACCUUAGUAAAUCACAUGAUAAGUACUAAAAUGUCAAAUUAUAUAUUUAGGUACAGUUGGGUUAUUGUGAAAAUUUUUUAAAUAUUUCUUUUACUUUCUUAAAUGUACGUUAUAAGUAAUUUAUAAUACAUUAUAGUCUUUAUGAUUGAUAAUUAAAUAAUAUCUUCAUAAAGAAUAAAAGGUAUCAUUUUUAGAACAAUUACUCGGAUUAUUAAACUUUAGUUUUCAAUAUAUAAAUAAUAUAAUAUAUAUUAUAUACUUCAAUAAUAUAUGUUUGUAUGAAAAAUACACGUGUUAAUAAAUUUUAUUUUGUAUAUUAAAGAUAAGAAGAAAUAUGUAUACACUUUUAUGGCAUUUGUAAACAAGGAAUAGUCAAGAUAUUUUAAUGAAAUUCUAGAAUUUUAAUUUCAAACUUCAAUCUCUAUUUUCAUAAAUAUUAAUUAUUCAAAAUUUGAAAAAUAUCAUUUAUUAUUAUUCUCAUCUAUAUUAUUGUGUUAUGUAUUUAAUACUAUAAAUAUUGUAACUUUUAGAGCAUGUUACAUAAAAAAAAAAGAAAGGAAGUAACAUAUUUUUAAUACAUAUUAUUUGUUUACUCUGGUAAAAUGGAAAAAAUAUUCAAAAUAGAAAUUAUGACUAUGAUUUACAUAUUUAUCGUAUUUAUAUUACAUCAGGGUUUGGGACUUUAUUCAUUUAAAAUCCACAGAAAGGCGCUUAAAAACAUGCAUAAAAAUGAGCCUAGAAAAAAUAUUUUAAAAAGUAAUCAUGACAGAGCUCAGAGGGGUUUAAAAUGUCCACCUAGAUCCCCCCCCCCCCAAACAGUUCUAACCAUUAAAUGUAAUUAUCUAACAAUAUUAAUUGUGAUUUGUUAUUACUCUUUUGAAGAUUUUAAGUACAUUAAGGCCCAAGCAUUGUAGGGAAUAAUCAUUAACACUAAUUAGUGUUAUUUAAUAACUAGUUAAUAAUUUUGUUAUGAAGCUCAUUUUGUUUUAACUAUAAAUUAUGUAAAAAACAUUGACAUAAAGUGUAUAAUAAGUUUUAUUUACACAACUACUUAAUUUUCGCCAUCAUCAGGUUGCUGAUAAACAACGUAAUUUAAUGGUUUAUACAAUAUAAUUUAAAAAAAUAACAUAAUAUUUAAAACAAAAAUAAACAUAGUCGUUAUAAUAUCAUACAAGUAUCAUACUUGUAUGUAUUAUUAUACGCUUUAUGUCAAUUUUUUAUAUAAUUAAAUAAAAGUGUUAAAAUCUCAAUUUUAAAUAUAAAUUAUGUUUUUAGUGGAUUGAGCUUUGGUCGAGUUGAUGAAUAUGGACGUUUUGAAAGAAAUAUAGAACCAGAUCCUGAUAAGAACAAAGGUAUUAUGUAUUUUAUUGAUUAACUAGAUAAUUUUUAAUUCAUCAGUAUAUCAGUUUAACUGGUCUGUUAAGGUCUAUUGCUUUUACCAUUAUUAAAUUUCUCCACUAUAUUAAGUUGAAUUAAGUGAUACAUUGUGAUCAAUUAAUUUUAGAUCUUUGGCAUUUGAAUCAAUCUACAAAGAUUUUCCCAAGGGUUUUAUCCAUUUUUUCCGUCAUCAUUAUCUUCUCUGUUAAUUGGUAGUUUGCUUUCCAGGUGUAACUAAACCAUUUUAGUAGUUUAGUUCUGAUAAAUGAUAGAAUUUUUGGUUUAUUGUUGAAUCAUUGUAGUUUCUGGUAUUUCUGUUUCUCAAAUGUAUUUCCUAAUUGAAACAUGUUCAUCAAAGACUCCAACCCUACAAAGUACUUUUAAUUUUAAUUUUUUUUCAUAAUUUUUUAGAACCAUGUCUUACUUCCAUACUAAUCAUACUUGACAAAAUGUUUUCUCAUUACACAUUUUUAAUAGAUUUAUAAACUUCCUAGAUAGUGCCAAGAAUUUCUAAUCCUUUUUAUAGUUUAUUUCAGUUAUCAGUUUAUAAUAUAAAAAUAAUAAGUGUAUGUUUCUGCCAAAUUUAUUACUUAUCUUAGGGCAAACAUUUGGUUGGUAUUUAAUUUGCCAUUAUGGAAACCACAUUGUUAAGGUAACUAUGUCCUUUAAAUAUCUGUUGAUUCUUUCUAAUAGUACUAUUGUAAAAACAUUAUCACACACAUACGCCUGAUAACAAAAUUCCUCUGUAGUUUUUUAUUUGCUGAAUUUCCCUUUUAAAUAUCCAUCUUCACCUGUUGCUUUAUUAUUUUUAAAUUACAAAUAAUUUCCUCCUAAAAAUGUCCAGUUCCAGUUCUGCUAUGUGGUAUUUUCCUCCUCAUUUCCAGUAUUAUGGAAUAGCCUGUUGUGUUGUUUUCAAAGAAAUCUUUGAAUUAAUUUAUUAUUUGUUUGUCAUUUGUUAUAAGAGCUUUAUUUUUAUUCAUUUUUGGUUUGAUAUUUAUAGUCACUUUUAAUGAUAACAUUAAUAUAAAAUUAUUUAUUUGUUUUAGUUCAACAAUAUUUUCAUUUUUGUAUCAGUGUUUUACUUUUCUUAAAACCUUAUUAGUAAUUCUUCUUUAUUCUACAUAUUUAUCUGUGGUACGUGUAAAGCUGUCUUUCUUAGUUCAUCAUUCUUAUUUCUAUAUACUAUACUCAAAACUUUAUUUGCAUUACUUAUUGCCUCCUUUAUUUAUCUCUACAAUAAAUCUACAACCUGCAAUUCUUUUACUUUCUCUGGUUUAUUAAGUUAUAUAUAUAUUCACAUAGCUUUCCAACAUAUCCAAUGAUUCAGGGUCAUCUAAUCUCUGUAAAUUAUAAUUUUCUCUUACUGUAUUCUUAACUAUUUCCCAUUUUGUUGACAAUCUGAGAUUGAAUUGUGUAAAUGUUAAGUAAUGGUUGGAAUCAGUAUCCACUCUGUAAGUUCUCCCAUUCUUGAUACAGCUGGUGUGUCAUUUGCUUACUAAUUACAUAGCCAUUAGCAGGUAUCCAUUUGUAUUUGUGAGUAUCCUUUCUUGGGAAAAAGAUGCUUCCAAUUAUAAGUUCUUUUGACACAGCAAAGUUAAUUAACAUGAUACCAAUGUCGUUAGUAUCAAUUACUUAUUGGACAAAUUGCAGUCCUAUAUAUCGAUCUGUCCUCUCUGCCCACUUUAACAUUCAGAUUGCUAACUAUAAUUUUCAUGCAUUGUGUGAGUAAGUUGUUCGCAAUUCUUGAACUGUUUUAAGUUCAUCAUCAGUAGUUCUCAACCUUUUUAUAUCCGUGUACCAUUUACAUAUUUUGACAUUUUUUACGUACCAUGUGAAAUUUGACUAUAGAAUAUUAUGCGAUCAGACGAUCAACUACCAUUGAGAAAGUCUUAAUUUUGUAAAGCACUUUUUCAUUAAUUGUAGAUCCUUAUUCACCCACCCUCGUGUUUACCAUUUUAAGUUCUACUGUAAAAUAGUGUUGCACUAUCUUUUUUUAAAUUUCCACUAUCAAGCUAUCAUGUUUCUUGCAGUACUACAGAUCCAAUUUUUAAGGAUAACUUAUUUAAAUGCUCCUGGUUUAUUUAGUGUACUCCCAAUGCAAAAGCUAUUUUUUGAGUACAAUCGUUUGCCAUGAUUUUAAUUUAAUUUUAAUUACAUUUGCAUUUUUAUUAUUUUUAGAAUCUGGCAUUAGACGAAUGAUGAGAAAAUUUGUGAACAAAAAUGGAGUUAAGAUGCAAGAAGAUAUGGCGUGGCAAGUAGCCGAAAUGAUUGUAAAAGAUGUGACCAGUGUUACAAUGGCCAAUAAUGAUGAAGAAUAUGGUGCAGAAUAAUAUAGAAUUACAAUAUAAAAUUUUUUUUAUUUUAAAUAUUCAAUGAAAAGAGUAAAUUUAUAGAUAAUUUAUUAUAAAUGAUUUCUAUAUAAGGUGCACAUAUAUUUAUAUAAAUAUAUAAUAUUUUUAUAUUCAUUACAAAUAUUUACUAUAAUUUGUUAAAUUAUUAAUCGUUAAAUUAUUAAAUGUUUAAUUUACAAGAUAUCGCAUACUAGAAUCAAUUUUUUCCCAAAGUAUUAUUGUUACUGUUUUCUAUUUUAUUUAUACUUUAAAUUUAUAACAAAAAUACUAAUACUUUCUUCGCAUUGUAUAACUUACAAUAAUAGUUGUACAGAUAAUAUUGAAAAUGUGAACUCAAAAUGUAUUGAAUAAAUUUUUAAUUUUUAAUUGAAA